AUGUCGCUUACUGUCGCUGCGCUCGAAGCCCAAUCCCGUAAAAUUGCCGUCCUCCAUGCUUACAGACAUUUAUAUAGAACCGGCUUACAAACCAUACGGUAUUCCAGCCCUGCACGUCAUGUCCUCCUCUGGACCCUCCGGAAAUCGUUUCGAAACGGCACGUCAAAAGAGUUCAAUCCCCAGAGAAUUGUGAAUACACUCGAAUUUCUUCGACUGGCAUCUAGUUCCACCAGCACUGAGCACAAGAUCAUCAAGAAUCUUUUGCACGUCAGAUUCUGGCAGCAACCCCAAAAGCUUGCGUUGGGAGAUACCAAAUUUUUUGAUGCCCAAACCGGAGCACGUUCCCAGAUGAGGAGUGCAGCAUACAGGCCAUUCGAGAUGACUCUGAAGAUGCUUAAUGAAAGCCUUGGUCUCUGUCUUAAAUGA
Messenger RNA from Histoplasma mississippiense, 426 nucleotides. RefSeq lists its product with no specific name. The coding region runs from base 1 to 426 and encodes 141 amino acids. The record is from RefSeq and is a predicted model, not a curated record. The transcript has 2 exons. Lineage: Eukaryota; Fungi; Ascomycota; Eurotiomycetes; Onygenales; Ajellomycetaceae.